UUGAGUUUAUAGUUGUCCAGUGUACAGUGAGCAGUCAACUGAAGUAGUUGCAAUGACAGCAUUUGCCCUGCGGUUUCUCGUAUUGAGCUCAUCUUUCUGGUUUCUUGUGCUGAGGGCCCAGCAGCCAUAUCUUCAGGAACGACCGGACUUUAUCAAGCCAUGUUCUCUAAAGGAUUCAGAGAAUAACGCCUGCUUAAGUGAAUUAAUUGAGAAUAUGUUCCAACACUGGCAGAAUGGUGUGCCUGGUCUGCGCGGCGUGGGCGCCUUGGAUCCUUUUCGGGUGGGCAAGCUGCGGAUUGCCCAACGUGUGCCUCCUAAUCUGGACGUUCAAGUGGCACUGCGCAACCUGACAACAUAUGGUCUUAGCCAAGCUAAGAUACUCAACAGCACCUCUAUCUUCAAGUCUGGCCACUAUGCGACUGGCUUCCAUGUGCAGCUUUCAAAAAUCACUCUCAAGUGCAACUACAAGCUAAGGGGCCACGUGCUGGUUCUCAAUUUAAAUAGUGCUGGCGUUUUGAAUUCUGAAAUUGAUAAUUUGGAGUUUUACUUGGGAAUGAAGAUGAAACCAAUACAGUCGCAGGAUUUAACUUUUAUGAAUGUUACUGCCAUUAAAACAGAUGUUAAGCGUGUCGAUAAGGUUCGCAUAAAUCUAACAAAUCUCUUUGGUGGCAAUCGGGAACUCGAAGACAGUGCCAAUCAGCUUUUCAAUGAGAAUUGGCGUGUUCUCUACGAUGUGUUGCGUCCGGUGCUGACUCAGACCUUUGACACGGUGCUGCUAGAUCGAUUUAGCAAGAUAUUCCAGUAUGUGCCAGCCAAGUAUUUAUAUCAGGGAUUUGAUUAACAAUUUGUCUUUCAAAACCUGUCCCAUAUGUGCUUAUAAUGUGUAGACGUAUUAAGUAUACGCUAAUUAAAUGAGCUUUUUCUAAGUAUAUCAAUUUCCCAGAGAAAAGGUAAAAAAAAACCUUUUGCUGGCUAAGACGAUACUCUGAAUGAUGAUGAAAAUAAUGUAUAUAUUAUAUUAUUUGU
Molecule: messenger RNA, 1026 nt
Organism: Drosophila sulfurigaster albostrigata
Lineage: Eukaryota; Metazoa; Arthropoda; Insecta; Diptera; Drosophilidae
Product: circadian clock-controlled protein daywake-like
Exons: 5
Coding region: 53-841 (262 amino acids)
Source: RefSeq, a predicted model, not a curated record